Rosa chinensis is the source of this 2040-nucleotide messenger RNA. RefSeq lists its product as uncharacterized. Gene Ontology annotation, molecular function: RNA-DNA hybrid ribonuclease activity; nucleic acid binding. The coding region runs from base 1 to 2040 and encodes 679 amino acids. The transcript has 7 exons. Lineage: Eukaryota; Viridiplantae; Streptophyta; Magnoliopsida; Rosales; Rosaceae. The record is from RefSeq and is a predicted model, not a curated record. Gene Ontology annotation, biological process: DNA integration.
AUGAACUCUAAGACCCAAGUCCUGGUCAAAGAGGAAGUUGAAAAGAUGCAUAAGUCAGGCAUCAUCAGGGUAGCCAAAUACAAUAAGUGGCUAUCCAACAUAGUGCUAGUCCGCAAGAAGAAUGGCAAGAUAAGGGUCUGCGUGGACUACAUAGACCUUAAUGUCGCUACGCCUAAAGACGUCUAUCCCAUGCCGGUCGCAGAUAUGCUGGUAGAUGCAGUAGCGGGACAUGAACUGCUGUCCUUCAUGGAAGGAACUGCAGGGUAUCACCAGAUUCUGGUCGCGGAGGAAGACAGACACAAGACCGCGUUUCGUUGCCCAGGGUUCGCAGAGGUUUACAUUGAUGACGUGGUCGUGAAGUCUAAGAAGAGAGGAGACCAUAUCGUAGAUUUUAGAAAGGUGUUCGAGCGCAUGCGGCAACACAAGCUCAAGAUGAAUCCCGCCAAAUGCAUUUUCGGAGUUCAAGCAGGUAAAAUCCAGCCCUUUUCCCCACUGCUGAAGUUACAGGGACAAAAUGAGUUUCUGAGGCUUCCAUUGGCAGCCUACUUGCUCAAGAUGACGAGGAAUGCAUCGAACAUGCCAUCUUUUACCUCAGUAGGACACUUACAGAUUAGGAAACAAGGUCGCAUUGGCAAGUGGGUACUGGCCUUAUCUGAAUUCUCGCUCCAAUACGUUCCACAGAAAGCAGUAAAGGGACAGGCCAUCGUAGACUUCCUAGCACAUCACCCUAUGUUGGAUGUCCCCACAGCUAGAGAGUUAGAGAUAGCGACCGCCAACAUAACUCGACCAGAUUUGGCGCGUAUUCUAGAAUAUGCUUUGAAGUUUAAGUGCACCAAUAACCAAGCAGAGUAUGAGGCCCUCAUUAUUGGCCUAGAAGUAUUACUGGAGCUAGGAGUGAGAGACGUCCAGGUACGCGGUGACUCUUUACUCGUGAUCAAUCAGCUUCAAGAGAAGUACAGGUGUGUAAGCUGCUUUCUCGUACCAUAUUUGAAUCGCGCCGUUGAACUGUUGGACCAAUUUGAUGACGUGGGUUUGGAGUACAUUCCUCGCGAGUGCAACUUCGCAGCCAAUGAAGUCACCCAACUGGCUACAGGCAUUACAUUGAAAUAUGGGGUUCGCGAGCGCAUUCUGAAGGUUGAGCGACGCACGCUCCCUUCGUGGCUUGUAAGACCUGACCCGCCUGAUGAUCCGGUCAUCGCGGUCCUGGAGCCUAUUGAAGUAGAUUGGCGCAUACCUUUGAUAGAUUACCUCAAGCAACCAGAUCCCACUGCCGACAGGAAGAUCCGUUUUCUAGCCUUAAAUUACUUCCUCAGAGGCGACGAGUUACGUAGACGCGGUGAAGAUGGCAUCGAUUUCAGAUGUGUCUAUGGCCGCGAAGCGAAACGAUUGAUGCGAGAAGUGCAUGAAGGCGUGUGUGGAGCCCAUCAAGCGGGUCCAAAGAUGCGCUGGCUUAUCCGGAGACAUGGCUAUUAUUGGCCCAGCAUUUUGAAGGAUUGUAUCGCAUUCGCAAAAGGAUGCCAAGAUUGCCAGGCACAUGGACCAGUCCAGCACAUUUCUAAUAUUCCUAUGCAGCCCAUCAUUAAACCUUGGCCUGCGCGAGGUUGGGCUUUGGACUUGAUCGGCAUGAUUCACCCACAUUCUUCUCUCCAGCACAAGUUUGGCAUUCCAGAGGUUUUGGUGUCUGAGAGGGGGGCAUCGUUCAUGGGUGGUGAUUUCGAGAAGCUUGUCAAUGAUUAUGGCAUCCAAUUUAUCCAUAGCACGCCUUAUUACACUCAAUCCAAUGGUCAAGCGGAGGCCAGUAACAAGAUCAUCAUUACUUUAUUGAAAAAGCUGCUUGUGGAGAACCCUCGCCAGUGGCACAACACAUUGUAUGAGACGUUAUGGGCUUAUCAUACUUCUAAGCGGAACCCUACUGCCUCCACCCCUUAUGCAUUAAUGUUUGGCCACGAUGCGGUUCUCCUUUUGGAUAUCAAUGUUCAAUCUCUGCGCGUCCAAGAUCAACAACAUUUGAUUGGUGAAGAUUAUGUCCAGGCUAUGUAG